CGAAUUCAAUCACCACAUUGUGAAAUUUUGUAAUCAUGAAGGCUGUUGUUUCUUUGUGCAUUUUCGGUGUCGCGCUGGUAGCAGCCGCCCCCACGUUAAAGGAUGGGCCUGUGCCACAGCCCAGGGAAGCGGCGAUGUACAACACGCAGCCGCAAAUUCUUCGGGAGAAGAGGUCCCAGUAUCCGCAAGCUGGAGGAUACGGAAGCGCCUAUGCCUCGCCGUGUGGAGGUAUCCCCCUGCCCCUCGCCCCGCUGCCAGCGCCACUGCCUGCCCCGUCACCCUAUCUCCAGCCAACCCAUGGCUACGGACAUGGCUACGCGGCCCCUCAUCCAUACGGCUACGGCGUGCCUCACUACCGCUCUGAUGAUAUGGCCGAUAUGGGAGGAGAACAGGAGUUCUUCCCAGACAUGGACAACAUGAUGACGGAGCAUAUUCCCAUGGCCAGAUAUGGAGGAUACGGCGCUGCUCCUGUAGCCCACAUUGGGGGAGGCCUUGCUGGGUUAGCUCAGCUGGCGCCUGCCGGAGCUGCUGGCCCUGCCUUUGGAGUGUUCCCUAACGCAAACGUCGGAGGGUGUAAUGUCCCGCUAUUGUUGAGCUGUUCGCCGUCCAUAGUGCCCGGUAAGCUGGUGAAAUCUGGGUACGGCGGAGGAUACGCUAUAGCGCCGGCCAAUGCCUACAGAGUGGUAGACGAGCCGCAGGCGGAGUCUCAUGAGGAGCAACUGCACGAAGAACACGAGCCUGCGCAUGAUCAGGUGACGUCAGUCAGUGACGCCACCCACGCUAAUACCCACCACCAGUAAAUGUAGCUUUAAGGUCUAGUUCUGUUAUGAAAUGAAUUUCUAUGAAAUUUUGUUGUAAUGUAGGGACGUAAUUUAUUAGAAAUUAUUAAAUUAAGAUGUUUAAAUGAA
This is a messenger RNA of Plodia interpunctella (Indianmeal moth), 908 nucleotides long. RefSeq lists its product as uncharacterized. The transcript has a single exon. Lineage: Eukaryota; Metazoa; Arthropoda; Insecta; Lepidoptera; Pyralidae. The record is from RefSeq and is a predicted model, not a curated record. Bases 36 to 800 code for a protein of 254 amino acids.